Molecule: messenger RNA, 1100 nt
Organism: Sphaerodactylus townsendi
Lineage: Eukaryota; Metazoa; Chordata; Lepidosauria; Squamata; Sphaerodactylidae
Product: histone H2A.Z
Exons: 5
Coding region: 185-571 (128 amino acids)
Cellular component (GO): nucleosome
Molecular function (GO): structural constituent of chromatin; protein heterodimerization activity; DNA binding
Source: RefSeq, a predicted model, not a curated record
GCUCGCUCGGCGAAUCUUGUCCCCCGGAUGUGUGUACGUUAGAACUGGUAUAAAAGGUUCCUGAAAGGGCGGGAGCGGAGGCAGUUUUGAAUUGCGACGGGGUAAGAAGGAGAGAAGAGGCCCGUCUUCUGUGGCUUCCCAUCUACAAACCGCCUCCCUCCGUAACGACAAGCUCUUCUUCGUAAUGGCUGGGGGCAAAGCCGGGAAGGACUCUGGCAAGACCAAAACUAAGACGGUGUCUCGUUCGCAGAGAGCUGGCUUACAGUUCCCUGUUGGUCGCAUUCAUCGGCAUUUAAAGUCAAGGACUACAAGUCAUGGACGAGUUGGGGCUACAGCUGCUGUAUACAGUGCUGCAAUCCUGGAAUACCUUACAGCUGAGGUACUUGAGUUAGCAGGAAAUGCAUCCAAAGACUUGAAAGUGAAGCGAAUUACACCCCGUCACUUGCAGCUUGCAAUCCGAGGAGAUGAAGAACUUGAUUCUCUCAUCAAGGCAACAAUUGCUGGUGGAGGUGUAAUUCCACAUAUCCAUAAAUCUCUCAUUGGAAAGAAAGGGCAACAGAAAACGGUUUAAAGGAUGUCUGAAUUCCUUUUUUGGACUCUUAAGUGCUCGGUUGUCCAGUGUUGGUGGGUUUCCAGUGGACUACAUCUGUGAAACACAACUUUGCCUUUCUGUAGCCUUGAAGCUGAAGCUCAUUGAGUUUUCUAACAAACCAAAAUUCCUCAUUUGAAGUCUUAACCUUAUUUAAGUGUUACAUGGCUUCAGAGAAGCUGUUGUCUGUAGUGGUUCCUGACUGUUUUUAGGAAUGUUGGAUUUUAAUGAGAUUCAUUACUGUGUUGCUGAUUUUUUUAUGCUUCAAGUUCCUUUAUUCAAAUUUUUGCAGCUGUAAGCUAACAUUUAACUACAAGAGACUAUGUACACUAAGAAUCCAAGCUGUUGAACAGUAAUAAAGGAAUGUGAAGUACUCAGCCUUGUUGCUGCUGUCAAUCUCUUCUAGUUAAAAUAAAGGGUUUUAAUAAGCAGAAACUGAAAAACAUUUGUUUUCUUUUUUGUGCAGACAUUUAUGUGACUCCAGUGUAUGAUUAAAUAAGUGUGAUCAGUA